Molecule: messenger RNA, 1407 nt
Organism: Podospora bellae-mahoneyi
Lineage: Eukaryota; Fungi; Ascomycota; Sordariomycetes; Sordariales; Podosporaceae
Gene: DCR2
Product: Phosphatase dcr2
Exons: 2
Coding region: 1-1407 (468 amino acids)
Cellular component (GO): cytoplasm
Molecular function (GO): phosphoprotein phosphatase activity
Source: RefSeq, a predicted model, not a curated record
AUGACACGACGAAUUGUCCGAACAAUAGUCCAAACUUCCACGGCCGCCAUCUUCACCUUCAUCGUCAUCUUCUUCCUUGACCGGCACUACCGCGUCUUGCCAAACGCAAUCCACACCUAUCUCCCCACGCACCACCACGGCUCCGUCAUCACGGACAUCACCCUCACCACUUGCUCCUCUCUAAAUCCCUUCUCAAGCUGCAAGCUUGAUCCCAAAAAAUGGCACAGGGUAGAGAAGGAUUUGUAUCUCAAACAGUCGGUGCUCAGCAGCGCCUACCUCCACGUCCAGCGUAAGCGAGAAGAGGAGUUGACCUCAGAAGACAAGGUCGUCAUCGACGUAACAGUCGGGAGACUCAACCCUUCCAAGUCGUCCGAGAACUCAGACUCGGAAGAGAAGUGGGAGUCCCGCCCCGGCGGCCUCUGGAUCAAGCGCUCCUCCAAACGGGGGGUAUCAGACUCGAAAUCGGCCGUCACGGCGGUUGAUGUUCUUUUCGGGGACGAUGCCAUCGAGGCGAGGGCCGGGUGGAUGCUGACUGGUUCGACGGCUUUGCUUCUCGACGGAGGGAGGAAGUUCCACGCUGCGCACAUCACUGUUCGGAGGGGGGCGCCGGUCGAGAUCACCAAGCCUGUGCCUCGGGUGAGGGAUAAUGGACGGUAUAAAAUCAUGCAGUUGGCUGAUAUUCACUUUUCGACGGGGGUGGGGAAGUGCAGGGAUAGCCUGCCUGGUGGGUGGGAUGAGAAGCAUGGGGGCAAGUGCGAGGCGGACACGAGGACGAUUGAUUUUAUCGAGAGGGUUAUCGAAGAAGAAAGGCCUGAUCUGGUGGUGCUGUCGGGGGAUCAGGUUAACGGGGAGACGUCGCCCGACACGCAGUCGGCCAUCUUCAAGUACGCCCAGCUGUUGAUCAAGCACAAGAUCCCGUAUGUUUCCAUCUUUGGCAACCACGACGACGAGGGGUCGAUGUCGAGGGCUGCGCAGAUGGAGCUGAUCGAGGCGUUGCCGUAUUCCCUCUCCAAGGCCGGACCAGUGGAUGUCGACGGUGUGGGGAACUAUUACAUCGAAGUGCUCGCCCAGGGGAGCUCGGGGCAUUCAGCCAUCACGGUCUAUCUGCUUGACACGCACGCGUAUAGUCCGAACGAGAGGAAGUACCAUGGGUAUGACUGGUUGAAGCAGAACCAGAUCGAUUGGUUUCGGCAGACGGCGAAGGGGUUGAAGAAGGCGCAUAAGGAGUACAGGAAGCAUCAUAUGGAUGUUGCGUUUAUUCAUAUUCCGAUUCCGGAGUAUAGGGAUAUGAAUCUGACGAUUGUGGGGGAGUGGAUGAGGGAGGCGAGUACGGCGCCGGCGUAUAAUUCGGGGUUCUACGGGGCGUUGGUUGAGGAGGGGGUGAUGAUGGUUAGUUGUGGGCAGUAA